Messenger RNA from Paralichthys olivaceus (Japanese flounder), 1650 nucleotides. NCBI's taxonomy places the organism in Eukaryota, Metazoa, Chordata, Actinopteri, Pleuronectiformes, Paralichthyidae. The record is from RefSeq and is a predicted model, not a curated record.
CAAAUCCCAUGAUCCUCUCUUUCAGUGCAUCCUGAGGAGGAGGAGGAAGAAGAAUCUCACCCCCCCAAAAAAACUUCGGUGAGUUUCCCUCCGCAGCAAAAUAAAGUCCUCAGGCUUCUAGCAGAGCUCACGCACUCCUGUCACCGUCGUCCUGAACCGGGCUCCGGCUAUUCCCUGCUUCCACGUAGAGUUAACGCACAGGUGCCAUGGCAGAGCGGGUGCUGGUGGUUGGCAGCGGAGGGCGGGAGCACACACUGGCCUGGAAGUUGGCCCAGUCGCCACAGAUCCAGCAGGUCCUGGUGGCUCCGGGUAACGCAGGCACCGCCAACUGUGGGAAGAUCAGCAACUCUGAGGUAUCUGUGAGCAACCACACCAUCUUGGCUCAGUUCUGCAAGGAUCAUCAUGUGGGGCUGGUGGUGGUCGGGCCUGAGGUACCGCUGGCUGCAGGUAUCGUCGAUGACCUGACGGCAGCAGGAGUGCCGUGUUUUGGCCCCUCUGGAAAAGCAGCCCAGCUAGAGGCCAGCAAGAGCUUUUCCAAGGCGUUCAUGGAGCGGCACGGCAUCCCCACGGCCCGUUACGGCUCCUUCACCGACCCCCAGGAGGCCUGCAACUACAUCCGCACUGCCGACUUUCCUGCUCUGGUGGUGAAGGCCAGCGGCCUGGCAGCCGGGAAGGGGGUCAUCGUGGCCGGAGACCAGGAGGAGGCGUGUCGGGCUGUGAUGGACAUCAUGAAGGACAAAGCCUUUGGAGCUGCAGGGGACACGGUGGUGGUUGAGGAGCUUCUGGAAGGAGAGGAAGUGUCUUGUCUCUGUUUCAGCGACGGCACCUCUGUGUCGCCGAUGCCUCCAGCGCAGGAUCACAAGCGGCUGCAGGACGGUGACCUGGGGCCAAACACUGGCGGCAUGGGGGCUUACUGCCCCACCCCUCAGGUGAGUCCGGAGCUGCUGCAGCAGAUCAGAGAGACGGUCCUUCAGAAGACGGUGGACAAGAUGAAGGAGGAGGGAUCUCCUUACGUAGGUGUGCUGUACGCGGGGCUGAUGUUGACCAAGCAGGGCUUGAAGGUGCUCGAGUACAACUGUCGCUUUGGAGAUCCUGAGUGUCAGGUGCUGAUGCCCCUGCUGAAGAGCGACCUGUAUGAAGUGAUAAUGAACACCAUGAAAGGCACACUGGCUUCCAACACCCCCGUGUGGCACCACGACAGCUCGGCUGUCACGGUUGUCAUGGCAAGCCCUGGUUACCCUGGCUCCUACAAGAAAGGAGUAGAGAUCACAGGCCUCUCCCAGGUCGAGGACACGGGGCUGCAGGUUUUCCACGCCGGUACUUCCCUAAAGGAUGGGUGUGUGGUGUCCAGCGGUGGGCGGGUCCUGACUGUGACGGCGGUCAGUUCCUCCUUGGAAGCAGCCUUGCGUUCCGCCAAUCAGGGGGUGGCUGCCAUUGGCUUCCCGGGUGCAGUUUACCGCCGCGACAUCGGCCACCGUGCCAUCGCUCACCUGAACCAAUCCCGGUGUGUGUGAGUGUGGUGCACGCCAAAAAUACACACUUCCAACUGAAACAUUCUAUUUUUUGUGUGUACUUAUUUUUUUCUUCCCAUCAUCUCCACACUGUAAAUCCCAUAGAACUGCCUGAAUAAUAAACAUCAGUGUACAUGCA